This is a messenger RNA of Ceratitis capitata (Mediterranean fruit fly), 607 nucleotides long. RefSeq lists its product as uncharacterized. The transcript is spliced from 3 exons. Lineage: Eukaryota; Metazoa; Arthropoda; Insecta; Diptera; Tephritidae. The coding region runs from base 134 to 607 and encodes 157 amino acids. The record is from RefSeq and is a predicted model, not a curated record.
AAAAAGAAACUUGGAGAGCUGUCAUUAGUCAUGCCCCGACAAUUGAGAUCAUAAAUUUGAUAUCUGCGGAUAACGGUGACAGUUGAAUUAACUAUCGAUUACAAAACAGAGGUAAAGACUCAAAUCGAACAACAUGAAGUUACCAUUAGUGUUUUUCACCACAACUGUCAUCUGUGCGUACGCCUACAGUUUGCCAUACACCCUCUAUGGCUCAUCGGCUUCUAGUGAGGAGGAAUAUCAGGUGCUCGUCUCCUCUGCACUGGGUCAACGUCCACUCAGCUUACCGGGUGUUGGUAUUUACAAUCAACCCAUUUUACAGGCGGUUAAAGUGAAAGUGCCACGCUAUCUGACUCCGGAUAUUAAGAAGCUGUAUAUUGCACAAUAUUUGGCAGCCCGUGGCUUGACUCUACAAGAUUUUGCCGCACAGCCGGCAGAGGGAGGUCUGAGCAAUGUGGCGCCUGCUGACGGGAAUGUAGCGCCCACACCAGAAGUGGAUGUGGUGGUACGUAUACAGCGGCAGGUGGGUGAAGUUUCAGAGGUUGCGGUUCCACAAGUGGAUGCUAACAGGGAAACUGUCGCAGUAGCUGUGCCUGUUGCUGAACAUUGA